AGCAAUGAGGUAAUCGUGGUAAACAGUAAAGAUGGCGACGUCUAUUGCUGAAGAGGGGCAACGAAGUCUAAAUGGGAUUAUCCCCGACCCCCAGACAAAAAAAUUGACCGACCUGCCGACCGAGUUGCUCGAACACAUCCUGUGCUUCCCUGUCCUCAAACAUGUCGACAUUUGUAACGUUUCCUGCUGCUGCAAGCGGCUACACGACGUUUGCCAUGGAAGGGGGAAGGUCUGGGGACACCAGUACAAACUCAGAUGGCCAAGACUGCAGAGGUUUUAUCGUCAGAAUGAGUGCUGUGACUGGCUCAGAGAAUACAAAACACGCCACAGAGUUGGUAUACAAAUACAAAGGACCGUGGAAUCAAUCUCAAAGAGAUUCUUCACAGAAGUCCCUUGCGUUGGCCAGGUGCUGGGAGACAGCUUUGCAGAGAUUGAGUCACUUGGGAUGCCAGAGCACUUCUGUGAAGAUGAGCUCCUCUUCAUACUCAACUCUGACAAGAGGAAAAGCUUGACCUUGAAGUACUAUGCAAAGAAAAUCCUUUACUUCCUAAGACAGCAGAACAUCCUGAAGAGUUUGAAGACCUUCCUGCAGCAGCCUGCAGAGCAGCAAUCAGCUAUAGAAGGUGCUGUACUGGUGGAUCAGUAUUGUAACCCACUUGCUGAUGUAACACUGAACAGCAUAUCAGCUCAGCUGGAUGAGAUCGCAGAAAAAGUGAAAAAGAUGCUGAGAAUCAAGAACCCCUCUCACCCCAGCCUGCGCAUCGCUCAAGGUGACUGUUUUGUCGUAGAGGACUUUGAGCUCCAGAGGCAGGUGGUGUGUGCCCUAAACUCUGUCUUGUAUGAGCAGCUUCAGUACAAAGGCAACGAGUUUGAUUACUACAACCCUCUCAACUCUUACAUCCACCAGGUGCUACUACGCCGUACAGGUAUUCCCAUAAGCCUCUCUGUCCUCUACAUGACAUUAGCCUGGAAGCUGGGUGUUCAGGUGGAACCUGUCAACUUCCCCAAUCACUUCCUGCUGCGCUGGUGCCAAAAACCAAGAGGGAGUGAGGACAUCUAUGACUUUGUCUACAUCGAUGCCUUUGGUAAAGGCAAACAGCUGACAGCCAAGGAGUGUGAGUACCUCAUUGGCCACCAGGUGACGGCAGAUUACUACAGUGCCAUCAGCACCACAGAGGUGCUACUCAGGAUGGUGGGAAACCUGCUUAACAUUGGCAAAAGAGGGGAAGGCAAUGAGAAAUCCUACCAGCUGUUGAGAGACUCUCUGGACCUCUACCUCACUAUAAACCCAGAUAAUGUGCAGUACCUGCUGCUUCAGGCACGCCUCUACUUCCACCUGGGCAUCUGGCCAGAAAAGGUGCUAGACAUCCUGCAGCACAUUCAGGCGUUGGAUCCCUCCCAGCAUGGGGCAGUGGGUUACCUGGUGCAGCACACGUUGGAGCACAUCCAGCACAAGAAACAUCCUGUGACGCCUGAGGUGAAGAAGCGUAGCGCUCCAGAACACCUGGAGGUCCAGUAUUCGGUCGGCCUCAUCAUGAAACACAAGAGGUCUGGUUAUAACUGUGUGAUCUACGGCUGGGACCCAAAGUGCACCAUGAGUCAGGAGUGGAUCACCACCAUGAGGGUCCAGCAGCUCUCCAAUGGCGCCAACCAGCCUUUCUACAACGUCCUCGUACAGGACGGAACAUGUCGCUACGCAGCACAGGAGAACCUGGAGCCCCACUCAGCCCCCUUGGAGAUUGGCCACCCGGAGGUGGGACGCUACUUCUCCGAAUUUGCCGACACUCACUAUGCUGCCAACGAAGAACUGCAGACACGAUACCCAGAGGACAUGGUUGAAACUUUAGGCACGGUGCAGGAGCUUUACCACAGACUGACACCUGGCUCUGGGAACCAGGACCCAGCUCCUGCCACAGACCAAAACAACCACCAAGCCAUGCCCAUGUAGUAAAGUAGCUGUGCCCAACACCCUGCCAACCCAUACUAACCAAUUACUGUUCAUCCAUUCUCAAGUCACAGUCCAGUUAGUAAACAGGUUUUUGUAAAAAAACAAAAAAAAAACAAAAACAAAAUACAGCCAUUAUACAGUAUUUCAGAAACUGAUGAUUUGGUAUAACAAGAAAUGAUUCACAAAGGUGGUUUUGUAUGACAGUCAGAUGUUUGUGCAGGUAUGGAAAAAUUUAUUAUAACAUUUCCAUGUUUGGAAAGGUGCUGGAAAAUACAAAACAGUCUGGACACAUGUAGUAAAGAUGGUUACUGUUUAUAUUUACACAUAUUUCGAUAUAUUUGUUGUGAAAACAAAGCUCAAAUUGUGAAUUGAUAAUUGACUGCCAUUAUCCAGGAUGCAAGAUCUUCAAAUCCAGCCACAAAGUUGAGUUUGGAAAAAGUGUGGAAACCCAGAAUAAUACAUAAAUAGACAGGCUGAAGGAAAAGGAGCAUAGAUUUUAAGUAAACAGUCAAGUGGAUGAGUUAGUUCAGGAUGGGUAUCCGGGUGUUGUACAUUUCCCUUUACCUAAAAACUAAGGAAUGCUCCUUUAACCAGAGCUCCCCAACCCAUGAGCACACCCACCAGUAGCCUAACAGUCAAACAAGACCCCUCCCCUCCCAGUAUAGUCCGACUCCCCAGUUUCAAUGCCACAAGACUAUACAGAAAAGACUUUGUAAAUUAACUUUUACUCCCCCAUCUUUUAACUAAGUUCCAUGCACUUAGAUGGAAGUUUAACUUUCACAUUUCUAGUUUAUCUUUUUUUUUUGCUUGUAUCUUUACAAGUGAAACGUGUAGGAUGUUACAGCUCAUCAAUGUUGUUGAAAUGGGGAAAAUAACAACCACACAACUGACUUGAAACAGACAUGAUUGAGCUUUGAGGAAAUUACAAAAAAUAAAGCGUGUCAAGUUA
Micropterus dolomieu (smallmouth bass) is the source of this 2897-nucleotide messenger RNA. RefSeq names its product F-box protein 21 (gene fbxo21). The coding region runs from base 32 to 1948 and encodes 638 amino acids. The record is from RefSeq and is a predicted model, not a curated record. The transcript has 12 exons. Lineage: Eukaryota; Metazoa; Chordata; Actinopteri; Centrarchiformes; Centrarchidae. Gene Ontology annotation, molecular function: protein binding; DNA binding.